Molecule: messenger RNA, 1490 nt
Organism: Planococcus citri (citrus mealybug)
Lineage: Eukaryota; Metazoa; Arthropoda; Insecta; Hemiptera; Pseudococcidae
Exons: 5
Coding region: 265-1311 (348 amino acids)
Source: RefSeq, a predicted model, not a curated record
UUUCAGAAAUUAUAGCCCUACUUACCGAAUCAAAUGUAUGUGUCUGAGCAAGUGUUGUUUAAAUUUAUCGUUCACUUUCAAAAGAUAUGAAAUGGAAUUUUCAUCCCAUAAAGCUUCCAUUUUUCAUUUUAAUUCUUUUACAAGGCAGAAAUCGAUGGGACUUGUCUGCCAAAUGGUCCUUCAAAACACGAUAUCAAGAAAGUUUUGAACAAUAUUUUCACCAAAAUAUUCAAGGAUGUAAAUUGGAUAGAAAAGCUGGAGUCAAUGAGCGGUAUUGAAAAGAUGGAUUAUCACUACCUCGAAUUACCUACUGAAAACUCCUUCUCAAUGUUCGGAGAUAAAGUUGUCGUUAAACUCGGUGUAGAGACAAUAAUACCGUCGUAUAUUAAAAUCAGAUGGGAUUUCUUGAAAAAUCAGUUGAACAUGAGCCAUGAUAAAAUGACGUUUUUCAUCUACGGAGAGGUGAAGGAAAAGCCAAAUUCAGACAAUACACUUUACAUAGUCAGAGCAACUUCCUUAACACUGAAGAAUUAUUCAAUCAAUGCUGAAAAAUUGUCAACAAAUCAAGAAAGCGAUGAAAAAAUUCGAAUUGACUUAUCGUAUGAUCAUGUAACGAACGAAAUGGGAAUCAGCGAAAGUAAUUUAAGAGGCACUAAGUUGUCUUACGAAGAGCAAUUGGAACUGAUACAUAUACUUAGCUUAUCAUUUGAAUCAGCUUUACGCGAUGCUAUCAUCAACAGAACUGAUUUUGUUGAUCUUCUGAAUACCAUGUUUAAUGUGAAUCCGAGGCAAAUAAUCACCUCAGUCGAUCCUGAUUUUCCACUCAAUCCACACAACUAUUACUAUUUGAUACCUGAGAUGCCCAUAAUUCAUACCAGUUUUAAAAAUAUUAAAAUUAUUGGAAUGUGGGAUUUCGAACCGUUCUACUUUGAUGAGGAAACCGCUACCAAUACCAAUUUCACAUUGAUCACGAAGAAUAUUCGAGGAAACAUGAAUUUAGACACCGGAUUUGAACAAUGGCCGCAGUUUGGACUGAAUUUCACUAUUGAUGAGCUUUCCAUAAGAGCUGAAAAUAAUACCAAAAGUAUACGCAGCAUUUUUGAAGAAAUUUCAGAAUCUUCGAGAACGAUAUCUUCGUGGUUAGCCGAAUUCUCAACGUUUAUAAUCGAACUUUUGGAAUCAGCCAUUGAAUCAUCAAUAAUGCCAGGUAUGAAAAAUAAAUGCCGAUCAAGUUUUUCUCCAUUAAGUAUACGCGAAAUGGAAACAGCAUUAAUUGAACUUUUGAAAACGUUCCCAAAAACCGUUUCAUAAAAAUUAUCCAAUGUGUACGAAUUGGGAAAAUUCUGAUUCUGCCUUUCAUCUAUUUUUCAGUUUCCAUUUUUGAGAAAUUUAUUUAAAAUGAAAAUCAUGAUUUUUCUUUGUUAUAAGUUCUUAUAAUUUCUCUGUAAAAUUAAUUUUGUAGUAAAAAAAAAAAAAAAAAAAAAAAAAUA